This is a messenger RNA of Hippoglossus stenolepis (Pacific halibut), 4555 nucleotides long. RefSeq names its product CLOCK-interacting pacemaker a (gene cipca). The record is from RefSeq and is a predicted model, not a curated record. Lineage: Eukaryota; Metazoa; Chordata; Actinopteri; Pleuronectiformes; Pleuronectidae. Bases 375 to 1484 code for a protein of 369 amino acids. Gene Ontology annotation, biological process: negative regulation of DNA-templated transcription; negative regulation of circadian rhythm. Gene Ontology annotation, cellular component: nucleus. The transcript has 4 exons.
UUGUUUCAAUUCACACUAACGUGGAGAUAUUCAGUCCUCGGUUUUGUCUUAAAGGUGCAACAGAGAGCCAGGCAAUCACUGAUUUAUGGAAGCCACCCUGGGAAACAUCAUGCUAUGAGCGGAUGAUUAGAUUUCGUGUGAGUCCACAUUAUGUUUCGAAAAAGUAAAGAAUACAAAACAUAAUUACUCAAUGAAAAUAAAGCGAGAAUUGUGCCACAGCGAAACCGUGACGGAGGAAACUGCAUUUGCCUGUGAGACCGCGCUGAGGGGCAUGGUGAGAGCGGAGGACCCGUCAACAACACUUAGCUAUCGUUAGCUAAACAACAACAUACGACAGGAGAACUAAUGUCCUGCACGUCAGUGUGAAGGGAUUCAUGUUUUCCAGUAAACUGCGCAUUGAAAAGGCAAACAUGAGCCGUCUUAGUCGACCCGGCAGACACGGGACACCCGUGUUCACCAGGGCAACACGCCUCGGGGUAUCAAAGCCUGACCUGGAGAGAGAUUCAGGCUUCUCAGAUGCCAGCUCCGAGUACCUCAGUACAGUCGACCUGACCGACUCUGAAGAUGCAGGAAGGCCGGGGUCCAUAUUCGGCCAGGACCCAGCGGCUCCACAGGUGACUCUGAUGGGAGGCUCAUACGCUGCACUGUCUCCAAUGAUCAUCAUGAACAACUUAGUCCUAAAUCAGCCAGCCAUGAUGGCUCCAGCAGAAAAGCAGUGGGGGUUUUCUUCACCCUUGGAAGUGAUGCCUCAAUCCCAGGUGGUUCUACUCCAACCCAUGGUUUCUAAUAGCAGCAGCAGCUCUGCAAAGACUUGCUCUGAAAAUAUCCGACAUUCAAAAGGCCACAUGCCUGUCGUCAAGUCAUACCCGAGAAUCGCCCCUCACCCCAAAGACGUGUCCACUAAAAGGGUGGGAUCCUCCAGGAUGAGGGGACGUUCAACAUCAGAAAAUGACCAGCAACACAGGAGGCAUCACCGCAGCCACAGGCCUUACAGCUCCCCCAGCCUACAGCUGCCACUGCAGACUCCUGUCAAACCCAUCGCCAACUCUGAAGCAGCAAACACUCCGACACAGGCAGCCGAGAGUCAGGAGCAGCUUAUUGACAACUCUCUCUACCCACUGGCAGACACCAGCUCUCUGCCCCCCUGUACAGAUGAAUUCAGGACAGAGAUGGACGACGACGAGAUCCAUGCUGACAAAUACCAGGACGACCUCUCAAUGGACAAUGACAAGCUGAAACGCUUCAGCAAUACCUACAAUAUUCUCAGCAAGUCGGGCUUGCUGGGGAUCACCUUGCGCACAAAGCAGCUUAUGAAGGAGAAUAAGCGCACCCAAGGCCAGCUGCAGCAACUUCAAGAGCAGACGGCUCUGCUGCUGGAGGCUCUGAGCAGCAGAGACCCACAGAUCUGGACUAAACUCCAGCUCUCUCUGCAGGACACAGAUAAGGAACAGUGGGGCGCUAAAGGUCAGAGACUCCUGGCAUAAUGUAUUGGUACAUGUGACCAGCGAUUCUCAAUCUGGGGGACAGAAUACAAUUUUCAGAAUGUGAAAAAGAUGGUUUCAAGAAAAGCUUUCUUUUUGUGAAAUAGUCAACACAGCACCCAGCAUUUCAAUUAACCAAAAAAACUCAACUAAACUCAAUGCUUUUGUCAGCAGGUUGUUAGUACAAAUUAUCUUAUAUCCGCAGAUAAUGGAGACAAAAUAAUUCAGAUGGUCUAAUCUCUAAAUAUGAAGCUGUAGCACAUUCUCUCUUACUAAGUGGGAGCUAGGUAGCAUGCUUACAUUUCAAACCUUUGCCUAUAAUAGUUUUUCUAGCCUCUGCUGUUUCAAAGAGCAAGUAUCACUUGCAAUAGGGCUAGGCCUUCUAUACACCGAACUGCUGUCUGCACAAGCGCAUGCCUUACAGCAUGGGAGGGCACGUGGGGUUAAUUCCUUAUACAUGCUUUGACUCUCUGAUCUGCAGAGAAAAUAUGAGCAUAAUGUUAACUUUUAAGAUCGCAUAGAAAACCUGAUAUGGAUAAAUGCAUUUUGUUUUUCUUUUACUAAACGCAUCCCUAAUUAUGUCGAUCUAUUUACCUUUAACAUGGUAUAGUAGAUGAAACUGAAAAAGGACAUGCCUCCUUUGUCAGGAAGUAGAUCAGGGGGUUGGCUAAACCAGUACUUUUUUAAUGUAAAUUUGUAAAUAUACAUUUGGUAUCUAUACUAUUUAUUUUUAAAGGGGACCUAUUGUGCUCAUUUCCAACUCUGUUUUUUAUUGUGGGAUACUCUUGAUGCACAAUUCGAAAGCCCAUAUUUAUCUCAAAGUGCCAGUUAUACAGCCCCCCCGGUGGGCUGCUGAUUGAAACAGGCCAUAUUAGUUCUGGACUCCUAAAAUCUUACUCUCUUCUGAUCGGUCACAGAUCAGGAAGCCCGCCAAGGAGUAGCGCACCGAGCACUUGUGAACAACACCUCAUACAUUUACUGUAAAACUAAGUAGCUAAAAUUGAAACGUUAUUCUUCUGUCGCCGAAUGAUGUUUAUUUGUGUGCUGGAGUUCAUUUAAUGUCUAUAAUUCUACUCAAGUAGACUUUUUUUGGGACAGGGGCUGUGCUGUACUUGGAACCUAACAGACAGUAAUUUAUUGGAAAUUAUAGGCCAUGUGUAAUAUGGACAUCUGACAUUGCAACAUUAUGUAUAUGACAGAAGAUAAGGGAAAAGCAUUAUUGGUCCCCUUUAAUACUUGUUUGCAUCCAUCCCCUUUUUGAUGAAUACAGAGGGUUUGGUUGCAGUGGCAGCUACUUAACCCAGGCAGCCAGACAUCUCUCUCUCCCCAGCAACGGUUUACUUGGAAGACUCAAUAUCGAAUCUCUCCAGCAUGUUGAGGGUCUGCCCCAGGGUCUCCUACCAGUUUGCACGUUGAGGGUCUGAUGAAGCCAACAGAGCCGAUCUGUGGCUAUCGCACAUCAAAACUCCACUAGGGUUCAGAUCAGGCAGCCUGUCUCUCCCAGUCUUCUCCCUCCAGGUUUCUCCAUUGUUGCCUACAUGAGUUUUGAAGUUCCCUGAGACAAACUAUAGAGUCUCCAAGUGGUGCCUUUCCUAAGAACUCAGCCACAGACUUAAAGAAACCUGGACACUUGGAACGUCUAUUAGUAGCAUAAGCACAAACGGUCAGAGCCUUCCUCUUUGCGACUUGCAGUAGCAUUCUCCAGGGAGAACUCCAUUACACUCACCCUGGGCAACUCUGUAAAAGGAUUUCAGUUUGGUUCCAGAGCCAGAGCUGUGGGUCGAGGUGAGCCCUGUCUAGUAUCUAACUGGUCCCACUCCACCUCCUGCACCCACUCUGGUUCCUUCCCCACCAGAGGUCGCAUUCUACGUCCCUACAGCUACUUUGUGACAUCAAGGAUUGACACCCUUUCUUUAUUAAGAGAAUCUUUAUCAUUCAAACACAAGAAAACAAGAACCAUAUGAAAUAUUGACAAACAAAGCCAUUCACAAAUAUAACCCAACACAUAUGAUGUUUUGGAGACUGUCUGCACUUGCAGUUGCAUAUGACCCUUUUUCUUGCUGCCUUUUAAUACACUUAUUUUGGCUCUUGCAAGCUCUUCAAAAGACACCUUAAAGGUCCAGUGUGUAAUAUUUAAAGGGGUGAAAGGGAUCUUUUGGCAGAAAUUGAAUAUAAAAUAAUCCUAGUGACGUUUUCACAAGUGUGUAAUCACCUAAAUUGUACAAAUUGUGGUUUUCUUUACCCUAGAAUACCAUUAAGUUCUCCUUCAUGCUUGGGAGGGGAGGGUGAGGUGAGGUGAGGCGUAUUCAGCUGCAACAUGCAACUUCACCACUAGAUGUCACUAAAUCCUACACACUGAACCUUUAAAAUGUGUGGGAGUGUACAAAUUUGCGAGAACUUAAAUUGUUGCAAGUGAAGUGCUGUAGCCACAUAGUUGUCUUGAUUUUGCAUAUGUUGCUGCCAUGCUUAUUCCAUCUGUAGUUAUAAGCUUGAUAUGAUGUAGUAUUAUUUUCAUUUCGUUUUUUAUAACAAACUCUUGCACUUUAGUUACAAGAUUACUGAUAGCAUUUUUAGACAAAUGUUAUGACUUGUUUCUCAAACUGAACAUUCUGUCUUGAUGAAAUAAUGUGAAUAUAAAUGUUUUAACUGGAGGCCUGUGCCUAUUAUAUAUCCCUAUGUUUGUCCAUCAUAUCAAUGCGUGAGCAGCUUAGAUUUCUGUAUUUCUUUGUGAGCUCCAUGUGACUGUUGAAUGUCUCCAAAGCAUUAAAAUUAUUCUUUGAAAGUGUAAAAUAAAGUAUAACUCUAGGAGCACAAUAGAGUCAGAGUUGCAGUGGUAAGAUAAUCAUAAAGUCUUAAAUGGUUCAAUUAUGAAUGUUAAGUCAACUGUUGCAAUACUUACUCAUCAUACAUCUAAGAAAUAAUCAGUCUUGGUUUUCAAAGGGCGGGUUAGAGGGUUACAAUUUAUCUUAAAUGAUUUCUCAGAGUUUUUCCUGUUAUUGUGAAAUGUGCUUUUCUGCAGCAAAAGUCACUUUAAUAAUAAUAAUGAACUGUCAUAAAAUAACAUCUGAAAACUA